AUGUGGUUUUUGAACUCAGUUAAUCUGUUGUUUCUGGUAUGUUCGGUUGCCCUACAUCUAGAUGCCGUUAACGCAUGGUCUCCGACAAAUGGUUACGCUCCUGGUGUGGUCGAUUGUGAUGAGAAUAUAAACUUGGUUAGAAAAGCUGAUGCUGUUUCAGAUGAUGAAGCGGAUUGGUUGAAAGUUAGACACGAAUCUACUGUACCAGCUUUGAAGGACUUCUUGCAGCGUGGUUUUAAGGGUUUUACCAAUGACACCUCAAUCAUUGAUAAACUGUUAGCGACCCAAGACACUGCUCCCAAGGUUGCUAUUGCCUGCUCUGGUGGUGGUUAUAGAGCAAUGUUGAGCGGUGCUGGUAUGAUUUCUGCCAUGGAUAAUAGAACUGACGGUGCAAAUGAUCAUGGUUUGGGUGGGUUAUUACAAAGUUCAACUUAUUUGGCUGGUUUGUCUGGUGGUAACUGGCUCGUUGGGACUUUGGCCUACAAUAACUGGACUUCUGUUCAAGCAAUUAUCAACAACAUGACUGACGAUAAUAGUAUUUGGGAUAUUAGUAAUUCUAUCGUCAAUCCUGGCGGUAUCAACAUUUUUUCCAGUAUUUCUCGUUGGGAUGACAUCUCAGACGCAGUGGAAGAGAAAAAAAAAGCCGGCUUCAACACAUCUAUAACUGAUGUAUGGGGCCGCGCCCUAUCUUACAAUUUCUUCCCAUCAUUGGACGAAGGUGGUGUGGGUUAUACGUGGAAUACCUUGAGAGAUGUUGAUGUUUUUAAAAAUGGUGAAAUGCCUUUCCCUAUUUCAGUAGCUGUUGGUAGAUAUCCCGGUACUCAGGUUGUCAAUUUGAAUGCAACUGUCUUUGAAUUUAAUCCAUUUGAAAUGGGCUCCUGGGAUUACACCUUACAUACUUUCACCGAUGUUAGAUAUGCUGGUACCAAUGUUACUAAUGGUACUCCAAACGUAACAGGAAAAUGUGUUGCAGGCUUCGAUAAUACAGGUUUUGUUAUGGGUACGUCCUCCUCCUUGUUUAACCAAUUUUUAUUACAACUUAACACUACUGAUUUGCCAUCUUUCUUGUACAACUUACUUCACGGAUUCUUGACUGAUGCUUCUGAUGAUUACGAUGACAUCUCGAUUUGGGCACCAAACCCGUUCUACGAAAUCACGAACAUACCUUCUAAUUAUUCCCAAUCCAUCAGUGAAGAUGAUACAUUGUAUUUAGUGGAUGGUGGUGAAGAUGGGCAAAAUAUCCCAUUGACACCAUUGCUGCAAACUGAGCGGGAAAUCGAUGUUAUCUUUGCUUUGGAUAACAGUGCAGACACGGAUCAAUCUUGGCCUGACGGAUUUUCAUUGACUCAGACUUACGCUCGUCAAUUUGGUCUGCAAGGGAAAGGCAUUGCCUUCCCUUAUGUUCCAGAUGUGAACACUUUCACCAAUCUUGGAUUAAAUACAAGACCUACCUUCUUUGGGUGCGAUGCAAGAAAUUUGACUGAUCUAGAAUCAAUUCCACCUUUAGUAGUUUAUAUGCCAAACACAAGGGAGUCCUUCAACAGUAACACAUCUACGUUUAAAAUGUCGUACUCCACUUCCGAAAGGUUUAAGAUGAUCCAAAACGGUUUCGAAGCUGUCACCAUGAAAAAUCUCACUAAAGAUGAGAACUUUAUGGGGUGUAUCUCAUGCGCCAUAUUGAGACGGAAACAAGAAUCACUAAAUUAUACACUUCCAUCUGAAUGUGAUGCUUGUUUCGAAAAAUACUGCUGGAAUGGAACUGUCGAUGCCACCACCCCUAUCUCAAGCACUACAUCCUCCUCUGCAAGUUCCACCUCAACAUCUGAUUCCGGCAAUAAAGAAAAUAGUGCCAGAAUUUUGGCCCCAAGAAGUACGCUAUCUUUGUUGAUUGGAGGUUUAGCUAGUGUCUUCAUCUCUUUCUAG
Kluyveromyces lactis is the source of this 1923-nucleotide messenger RNA. RefSeq names its product lysophospholipase (gene PLB3). NCBI's taxonomy places the organism in Eukaryota, Fungi, Ascomycota, Saccharomycetes, Saccharomycetales, Saccharomycetaceae. Bases 1 to 1923 code for a protein of 640 amino acids. Gene Ontology annotation, molecular function: A2-type glycerophospholipase activity. The record is from RefSeq and is a predicted model, not a curated record. Gene Ontology annotation, biological process: glycerophospholipid catabolic process. The transcript has a single exon. Gene Ontology annotation, cellular component: intracellular membrane-bounded organelle; plasma membrane; cytosol.